GUGUGUACAUCUCGAUGAUAUUUCAAUCAUAAAAAUCUAUGUUUAUCGGUUUUUAUCGACCACUUUAUCGGAAUUUUUACGCUUCACUAUUACAUUCAAGGAAAUUAACAAUCAAAAUGCUCGGAGAAAAACAAGGAAAUUCCGGAAUCCUGUCUCAAAAGCGACCAAAUGCACGAGUUGAUGCAAAGGAAAACCGGCGCGAAGAAGCGGACAUGCUGAAUGCUAGUACAUGUAGUAGUGAUGCUGUCACACCAAAUCGCGCUCCGCUGUCGGACAUCGGCUCAAAGGCUAAUGUCAGUACCACUGCCACAAGCAACAUUAGCAACAGUAAAACAUCCCAUGAGAAGACAAGGACGAUCGUUGUUGAAGGAAACAUUGGAAGCGGGAAAUCAACAUUGCUGAAUUACUUCAGCCAGAAGGAAGGAAUCGAGGUCUUGCCUGAGCCUGUCCACAAGUGGCGGAAUAACAGGGGACAAAAUAUAUUGGAUCUAUUCUAUAAGGAUCCUGCACGAUGGAGUUUUGCCUUUGAGUCUUAUGCCCAGUUCACAAGACUUGAGGUCCACGAAGCUAAGACAAACUGCAGGGUCAAACUGAUGGAACGCUCCAUAUACAGUGGCAAAUACUGCUUCACAGAAAACCUCUUUAAAAGCAAGUUUUUGCAGAGACCAGAAUACAAUGUACUGUGUGAAUGGUUUGACUGGCUGAAAACGACCAAAGAUCUUCACAUUGAUCACAUAGUGUAUCUUCGUAGCACCCCUGAGCUGUGUGAUAGACGGAUUCGAGAACGUAGCCGUAAGGAGGAGUCAGAAAUACCUAUGGACUAUCUGCGAGACCUUCACGAGACCCAUGAAGACUGGCUCAUCAGGAAAACAAAAUUUGAACUCCCAGCACCAGUAAUAGUUCUUGAUGCCACAAAGCCUCUGGAGGAAAUGGUGAACCAAUUCAAAUACCUUGAGGAUAAGUUGAACCUGAAAUCCAUUUGAUAGACACUUUUUUUUACUUACAUGUACGUCAGUGACAUUUCUGUUUGUGUUAACUAUUCAUUUGAACGAUUCAAAUGUUCUUUCGUGUGUAUUUUAAUUUUAAUAAACUUGUACUCUAGGUGGGUACUUUUGCACAAUUCAUUGCAAAGUAUUUUUUUUAAUAAUGUUAUUUUUUAAUCUUUCACAAAAUAAUAAACAAAAAGUGUGUUACAUGAUGCUCAGGAAAUUUUUGUCUAAUUUGAAUCUGAUAAAGUUUCACUAUUCUGGUAGAAAUUUAUCUGCACAAGUCAUGUUGACUUUAAGGCCACAAUGAGUGUGGUUAUUUUUUAUGGAGUGACAAUACCUCAAUGUAUUCUAUUCUAUUUUUAAAUUCACCGGUUUUGAAAGUUUGUAAAAUACUUAGGUCUUAGGUUUGGAAGCAGGGUCAAAUUAUUGUACAUACAUGUUGUUCUGUUAUUGCCCAAGUUACUGAAAUUGAAGGCUGUAGAGUUGGGAUCAAGCCCGGGAUGGAAUAGGUAGGGUUGUGGAUCUAUGAACAAUACUGGGCAAGAAAUGUUCAGUAACUUUGCAAAAGGACUCAGGUGCAAACUGCAGUUGAACUCCUUUGCAAAUACUUGGAUAUUCUAAGUCACCUGUAUUGUUCAUACACUCAGCUUCCUACCAAUUUCAAAUUACCGAUGACUGGGCAUGUCACCUUUUUUGCCCAAAUGAAAAAACAUGUACUUUUCAAAGUGAGGUGAAAUCUGUCAUCAAGGCACAAGAAGUCUUCCAGUUCCAAAGUAAUCCAGCAAAUACAUGUACAUUGGUUUCAGAGAGCACAAUCUAAAAUGACUACCUUGUAAAGAAAGCCCAAAAUUGUGCAUAAUGAUUACGCAUAAUCAACAGGCCAAAUACUUGAACCACACUGUCUGGUUUCUCAAGAUUAUGUGUACUUGUACUUCCCACUAUCCAUGUACAACUUAAAAAUUCUAUGCACUUUUUCAGACUGAGGGAAAGCAUUCAAUAUCUUGACCAGGGCAAACCUAUUUGUAGUCUCACAGAUUGUCGACACAAAAUGGCAGAUUUUAGACCCUGCCCUUCCUGGCAUCCUGCACAAAUGAAUGGGACUUUUGCAUUGAUCUUUUUAUGUUGAAAUGGGGGGUUUAAACGUUCACUUUUUAGUGUACCUGUCCCACUUUUCUUGGCAUUUGUUUCCGAGUCUUUGAUAUUGCUGUGUCUUGGUUGAGAUGAGGCUUUUUUCACUUCAAAAGUCUAGUUGAGAUGUACUUUUUCAAUGUGAUAACAUUCCAGUAACGUCCUUAAUUUUGAAAAACAUUUCAUUGUCAAACAGCAAACUGACCUUGACAAUAAAAUGUUUUUCAAAAUUAUGCAUCAAUCUUAUCACAUAAUGUGGAUAGUUUUUACUUUAAAUGUGUUAAUAUUCAGUUCAGUUAUGUUCAAAGAAAGUAAAUUCAAAUAUUUGUACAUGAUUUUGCAUUGUAUUAACAAUUUUUUAGGUCUUCAGUGUAAAAUACUUGUUAAAUUUCUCAUGUACUUUUAAGUGUGUAUUUUUAAAAAAAGUUAGAUUUGUAAUUAGAAGUCGUUACUUUCUGCAGAACACUCAGGUUUAAAUUAUCAGGAUGUUUUCAGUCAAAAUUAUGGACUUUGAGAGGUGUAAAUUAUUCUGGCUUUGCCAUCUCCUCACACUUAAAACUACUAAAAACAAGAUUUACAGAACCAUAGCCGUGUGUCAGAGAGCGCAUUCCUUGGCAGCUAGUUAAAGCCUAGAGAAGUCAUAUUACUUUAUUAUUGUUGCAUUCCCUCUGCUAGAUGUAUCAUUGAUUUCUUGUCUUCCCCUAAUUUCACCCUAAACACUACAAAAGUUGUUUGAUAGGACUUCUUUUCUUUUGUUGUUUUAUGCAUUGCCGUUUUUCAAAUUUGAAUUUUACAGAACUCUUGUACUUUUAGUAUACUUGUCCAUUUAUUUUUAAGUUGGGAGCGUUAGUGUUCCACCAAUGCGGCAUAAAAGGGGAGGGAAGUACAACUUAUUUUGGCCAGUUUUUAUCUGCCAAACUUGUGAUUUGACCGAGGUUCACGAGUGAGUUUUACUCAUUCCAUCCUCUGACAUUACCUCCUUUGGAAUUAAA
Molecule: messenger RNA, 3109 nt
Organism: Acanthaster planci (crown-of-thorns starfish)
Lineage: Eukaryota; Metazoa; Echinodermata; Asteroidea; Valvatida; Acanthasteridae
Product: deoxynucleoside kinase-like
Cellular component (GO): cytoplasm; mitochondrion
Molecular function (GO): deoxynucleoside kinase activity
Source: RefSeq, a predicted model, not a curated record